AUGCUGAGGGGCUUCUCGAGCAAGGAAGCCGCCGCCGAGUUCGGGGCCUUCAGCGCGGGGAUCACCGCGAGCGCCACGCGCGCGGCUCCUACGCCGCCGAGCGAGAGUUUCGCCUGCGCGCCACCCAUGCUGGCCGGUCGGCAGCCGGCCAACAGCGGGCUGCUCGGCGUCGCGGCCGACCCGCGGGCGAGAUUCUUUGACAAGAAACUCGAGAUGCUUCGCGGGAGCAGCUUGGCGAAGCCCGCAAAGGAUAACGACGGCGACGGCGCCCAGACGGGCCGCAAGAAGCACGGCACGGGAGGGAGAAGGGAGGCGCAGUUGCUGCAGAGGGCCUCCCAAGCAGACGUCAGAAAGGACGGGGAGCACUCAGUCGCGCAGAAGUUCGAGCUCGUUCUAGUUUGCCGCCAGGAUGGCCGAGCUCCGGCCAUCUACUACGCGGACCAGUUUCCUCGCAUGCCCAGCUGUGCCCUCGUUGCGAGGGUUUGGAUGUCAGGCCUGCCAACGAGCAGGUUUAGGCACCCUGGCUGCGGGCUGCGAGAUGUCGGCGUCGCGCCGAAGGGGCCAGGGUGGGAACUGGGCAAGGAUGGCCGAGCUCCGGCCAUCUACUACGCGGACCAGUUUCCUCGCAUGCCCAGCUGCGCCCUCGUUGCGAGGGUUUGGAUGUCAGGCCUGCCAACGAGCAGGUUUAGGCACCCUGGCUGCGGGCUACGAGAUGUCGGCGUCGCGCCGAAGGGGCCAGGGUGGGAACUGGGCAAGGCUAUCUCGCAAGGCCAGGAGCGAUGGGCGCGGCUCUUCUCUGCGGACGGGGCGCGGCUCGGAGGGGCCGUGCGAGGGCUCGACGGGGGCUGCAGCCUCGACGCGCGUGGGCACGAGCACCGGCGGAGGGACUUCUGCACGAACCUGAUCAGCACAACGUCCAUGGCAGACAUCGCAGCCCUGGUGGUUCCAGCUGUGAAGGAGGAGUUCGAGGCCGGGGUCGACAGCGGCAGGAUCUUCCAGCUUGCCCUGGCCUGCUUCACCAUGGGUAUCAAGAACAUCGCCGUGAUAGUGUCUAAGAUGGACCAUCCGUCCGUCGACUACGACUCUGCCAGGUACGAGGAGAUCAAGAAGCAAGUGGGCGGGUUCCUGAAGGAGGUCGGCUACAAGGGGAAGGAGGUGCCCUUUGUCCCGGUGUCGGGCCUCAGCGGCGACAACCUCACGACGAAGUCUGCACAGUCUGCCUGGUACGGCGGCAAGGCGCUCAUCGAUACGCUGGACGAGAUGGGUCCGAUCAACCGCCCGGCCGAGAAGCCCCUGCGGAUGCCCGUGCUCCGGGUCCAGGAGGUUUCGGGCGCGGGUGUGGUCAUCACCGGGCGCCUGGAGACCGGCGCCCUCCGCAGCGGGAUCAAGCUGAAGUUCUGCCCCGGCGGGCAGGAGGCAGAGGCCGGCUCUGCCGCGGCCGAGAGCGCACAGAGUGGGCAGGCUCUCUGUGAGGCGGCCAAGGAAGCGAUCCGACCUCUGCCCGUGCAGGCUGUCGGGGGCCUGCAAGUGUGCACGCGGCGCGCUGGGGCGAGGAGAAUCACGAAGUGCCCGGAGGACGCUGCCGCUGCCGCCCACUGCCAGCUGGUCCCGCCGGGCAGGCGUCGCCAGCCGGCGUCCCCGGCGCCUCGUCGUCGGACCUCGGCGGCGACGGCCCUGGAGGUGGCUUCAGUAUGGAAGGACGGGGUGCAGGUGUCCGACGCCAAGGGCGGCGACAUUGUCACCGUGGCCCUUGGCGACGGCGUCGAGGACCAGGCGGAGGACGCGGAGGUGUAG
This is a messenger RNA of Prorocentrum cordatum, 1794 nucleotides long. The record is from the annotation of a GenBank genome assembly. Lineage: Eukaryota; Dinophyceae; Prorocentrales; Prorocentraceae.